GACCUUGAAGUUUAAGCGCCAGAAUUUAAUGUCCCGCCUGUUUCUCUGUUAACAGACUGUAACUCUACCGAGUGUUAUUGUACAUUUCUGCAAUAUUGCGUGAAGAUAAAAUGUCUCCCACAGCCAAAAGAGCCUGUCCCAGUCCUCUGAACGACAGCCUGGAGAAAAGACUGAAACGCAUCUCCAUUGAAGGCAACAUUGCUGCGGGUAAAUCCACUUUUGUUCGCCUGCUGGAGGAGUAUGAUCGAGAAUGGGAGGUAGUACCGGAACCCAUUGCCAGGUGGUGCAAUGUACAAACUCAACACAACGAGCACGAGGAACUGAGCACCUCUCAGAAGAGCGGAGGAAACGUGCUGCAGAUGAUGUACGAGAAGCCCGAGCGCUGGGCCUACACCUUCCAGAGCUACGCCUGCAUGAGCCGCAUCCGCUCGCAGAUCAGAUCCACCAACGGAAAACUGCGAGAGGCCGAGAAUCCGGUGCAGUUCUUCGAACGAUCCGUGUACAGCGACAGGUACAUCUUUGCCUCUAACCUCUAUGAAAGUGAGUGUGUGAAUGAAACCGAGUGGGCGAUCUAUCAGGACUGGCACAGCUGGCUGCAUAAGCAGUUUGGGAAGCACAUUGAGCUGGACGGCAUCAUUUACCUGCGGGCAAAACCAGAAAGGUGUUUGGAGAGACUGCAUUUGAGAGGAAGAGACGAGGAACAGGGAAUUCCACUGGAAUAUCUGGAGAAACUCCACUAUAAACAUGAGAGCUGGUUACAGCACAGGACCAUGAGUAUGGAGUUUGAUUAUCUGAAUGAAGUGCCGGUUCUUACCCUGGAUGUCAAUGAUGAUUUUAAAGACAGUAAGAUCAAGUGUGCUGAUAUGAUUGAGAAGGUGAAGGAAUUUCUGAGCACCCUGUGAUUACGAUGAGAAAAGGUUCAUGUUGGCCAAAUAAUGUAACAUUUAGGUUUUUUUUGUGUGUGUGUGUGUAUUUUUUUAUUUUUUUAUUUUUCAACAUUUUGAAACCAUGAAAUUUUGUGUAAACAGUUGUUCAAUUAGCACUUAUCAGUGUUUUUGUUAUUUAAAUUUACUUUUCUACUUCAUGAAUUAAAUAAUAAAACAAAAAUUUAUAAUCACCUUUUUCUUUUAAAGAACAUAUAAGUGUUCUGCUCACCAAGGCUCCAUUUAUUUGAUCAUAAAUACACUAAAAUCAGUAAUAUUGUGAAAAAAAAUUACAAUUUAAAAUGUCUGUUUUCUAUUUGAUUAUAAUUUAAAAUGUAAUAUUUUCCUGUGAUGCAAAGCUGAAUUUUCAACAUCAUCCCGCCAAUCAUUCUAAAAUGCUGAUUUGCUGCUCAAGAGACAUUUCCUAUUUGUCCGUUCUGAAAACUGCUGUUCUGAUUAAUAAUUUUGACAUUGACAUGACAUUUUUUCAAUUGAAUGCAUCCUUGCUGAGUAAAUGUAUUAAUUUAUUUAGAAAAAUC
Molecule: messenger RNA, 1462 nt
Organism: Carassius gibelio (silver crucian carp)
Lineage: Eukaryota; Metazoa; Chordata; Actinopteri; Cypriniformes; Cyprinidae
Gene: dck
Product: deoxycytidine kinase
Exons: 7
Coding region: 111-902 (263 amino acids)
Biological process (GO): nucleobase-containing compound metabolic process
Cellular component (GO): mitochondrion; cytoplasm
Molecular function (GO): deoxycytidine kinase activity; ATP binding
Source: RefSeq, a predicted model, not a curated record